AUGUCUACAACAAAGUUUGCCAAAAUCCAUACACUUGAACAAGACCAACUUAGCCAAGAAAUCAAAAACAUGCUUUUGUCUCUUCCAAGAGAGAAAGGUUGGAGAACACCUUACAUAUAUCUCUUCCAAGGAUUUUGGUGCCAACCAGCUGAAAUCCAAGCCAUAAGCACUUUUCAAAAUCACUUCCAAGCUAAAGAUAGUGAUGUCUUUGUUGCAACUGUUCCAAAGUCAGGCACAACUUGGUUGAAAGCUCUCACUUUUGCCAUUAUGAAUCGCCAACACCAUUUCAUUUCUUCCAAAAACCAUCCUUUGCUUAGUUUCAAUCCACAUGAUCUUGUUCCUUUCAUUGAAUACACUGUCUAUGGUAAACAUGACAAAGUUCCUGAUUUGUCAAAGUUUCAUGAGCCUAGACUUUUUGGCACACAUAUUCCAUGUCCUUCACUUCCCAACUCAAUCAAAAACUCCAAUUGCAAGAUUGUUUAUAUUUGUAGGAACCCUUUUGACACUUUUAUCUCUUCUUGGAUGUUUGUCAACAAGAUUAAACCACCUUCCAUGGCUACAUUGAGUUUAGAGGAAGCUUUUGGAAUGUAUUGUAAAGGGUCAGUUGGGUUUGGCCCGGUUUGGAAUCACAUGUUGGGUUAUUGGAAUGAGAGCAAAGAGAGACCAAAAAAUGUUCUUUUUUUGAAAUAUGAGGACUUGAAAGAAGAUGUGGUUUUUCAUUUGAAAAAAUUGGCUAACUUUUUAGAUUGUCCUUUUACCUUGGAGGAAGAAAAAGAGGGUGUGAUUGAAAAUAUAAUAAACUUGUGUAGCUUUGAGAAAAUGAAGGAGUUGGAGGUGAAUAAGAUAGGAACAUUUGGAAGAAACUUUGAGAAUAAGUUCUUGUUUAGAAAAGGUGAAAUUGGUGAUUGGACUAAUUAUCUUUCAUCUUCAAUGGUUGAAAAAUUAUCCAAAAUCUUUGAAGACAAGUUAGGUGGAAGUGGCCUCAACUUUAGAGUGAAAUAA
Molecule: messenger RNA, 1002 nt
Organism: Lathyrus sativus (Indian pea)
Lineage: Eukaryota; Viridiplantae; Streptophyta; Magnoliopsida; Fabales; Fabaceae
Source: the annotation of a GenBank genome assembly